Molecule: messenger RNA, 2136 nt
Organism: Owenia fusiformis
Lineage: Eukaryota; Metazoa; Annelida; Polychaeta; Sabellida; Oweniidae
Source: the annotation of a GenBank genome assembly
CGGUAUGCUGCAGUAAUACCAAGAAUGGCUAUACGGAGGCAUAUUGCUGUAGUGCAUACAUAUCCUAAGAAUAUCGACAAAACGUGACAAAAAAUAUCUAAACGUGAUUCAAGAGAAUUUGGUUUGGGUGACGUCACUUGAGAAAAUACCAGGGAAUUCCCCUAGCGACGUGAUUAGUAACCAAGAUGGCGGAUUGACUUCGAAAUUUGAGAUCAGAAGUGCUGAAUGAAUAUUAUAUGAAACUGCAGUGAAAGCAAUUAAACCAACAACAAUGAUCAAGUUUAGCGUGCCAAGUAAAAGUAGGGUGUCUUCAAGACACAGAACAGUUACCAUCCAACAACCUGUGGUGAAGAAGAGGAAGCCACCUCCUACUAACCCACCAUGGUAUACAUGGCCAGAUUCAGAGAUGGGACUAGAACGAUUGUAUGAUGUAGACAAUAUGGACCAUAUUCCUGAAGAUAAACGCCUUGAUCAGUUUCAGCAGCGAGAUCUUCAUAAAACUCAUUUUUAUAAAACUGCUGCUAAAAUUUUUGGUCCUCCUAAGUCUCGAAAACGUGUCAUCAUUGCUCCUCCUAUGGAGAAACCUGUUAGGUUUGCCAGAUUGCAGGUAGAUGAUGAUGAAUCAUUUAAACCACUCAUUGACAAUGAUCCUGACUUGGAUGUACGUCAACCUAGAUUUCCAACUUCCAUGACAUCUGCUAAUACCUCAAGCACAGACAAUACUAAAGUUAGUCAAGAUGAGAUUAAUGACUACAAGGACUGGAUUACCAAAAGAAAGAAGUUCAGGAAAGAUAUUGAUCAAAUGGGACUUCGUGAAGAAUGGCUAGUCAACAAACCCAAUAAAACUGCAUUAGAAAAAAGAGUACUUAGAAGAAUGAUUGCCGAAAGAUUGCCAAAACCAGAGACUCCAAAGGAGGAAGAAGAUACAGGAAAAGAACCUGAGAUUACUGAGGAACUUCCAAUUGUUCAUAUGCCAUCACCAUUAGCUCUUCAAAUAAUUGAAGAGUUCUUGCAUCAGAAAAAGAUGAGACUAUAUGAUUUGUUCCGACGUAUGGACAAGGAUGGUGGGGGAAAACUCACUCGAGAAGAAUUUAGGAAUGGGAUCAGGAAUGUUGGAAUACCAAUAUCUGAUCUGCUUCUGGAGGAUCUCAUCAUUGCUCUGGAUUAUAAUUUUGAUGAUGAAAUUGAAUUUAAAGAGUUGAAUAUGGGAAUGGAGCAAUGGAAGAAAGAAAAGAAGGAAACAAAGAAGAAAAAUAUGGUUGCUAAUGCCAGUGGUGGACAUAAUGGUUCAAAGCCUCCUACCAUAGUCAACAUAUCAAAGAGUGUUGAUAAGGUGCGUCCAAAAUCUGGGCUCAGCACCAUCAGUGAUAAGUCUGGUUUGGAUCGAUCCCUACUGUCCACUCCCCCUCCUGAUACAAGAGCUGAACAAAUGGUCUUAUCAUCAGAAGAGGCAAUGUUAGAUCUAAGAAAGAGAGACAAGGCUGCCUUAGCUAGGUUGAUGGGCAAGAAAGUGCCAAAAGCUCAGCGAAUUGUGAAGAAAAAGGAGGUUUCAAAGGUUAUCAAAACUGGUAUCAAGGGGAUUGAUGACCAUUCCAUGCCAAGUACAUUAGAGGGGGACACCGCAUCACUCAUUGAUGAAUUCAGACAGCUGAAACUUAAGGAAUAUCACGCUAUCACAAAACUCUGCCAGGACAGCCAUAUUGAGCUGAGUGAACAACUAUUACAAAAAGUUCUACUAUACCCCCCUGAGUUGACCCAUAAAGAACUGAAGAAGAGGAUCAAGCAGCCAGGGGAUGAGCUGUUAUCAUCAAAGUUUGCAGACCCGCCUAAAAAGCCAAAAACGCCAAUAGAAAUCCGUCAUAAAGACAAAGUCAAGCGAUCCAAAACGGGUAAACUAUUAAUGGACACGAGAUACGCAUAUCCUCAGCAACACUCUAUAGCAAACCAUGGUACAAAGGUGACAUUGCCCCAUGGGAAGGUUGUCAUAAGACGUAAGACAGAUUGCUGGAUGACCUUUGAGGAAUAUGAUAGACUCACAAAGCAUCUUGCCAUUCGCUACCAGCAGCUUCAUGGGAGAGUCCAAGAAAAUGUCUUCUGGCCAGGCCAUCUAUUGGACAAAUUGAGACUGCACAUGCC